GGCGAAGAAGGACACAGUGACAUCGGCAUCCCUCUGCUCCCUGCUGCUCAGGAUCACGUUGCUGGGGCUCAGCCGCCUGCCACCCGUGCCCGCGCUGGCCACUCCUGGAAUCUGCAGCAGCAUGGACAUCCGCAAUGAUGUCUCCCAGCUGCAGAAGCUGGAGAACUGCACUGUCAUCGAGGGCAACCUGCAGAUCCUCCUCAUGUUCACCACCGCUGCCGAGGACUUCCGCGGCCUCAGCUUCCCCCGCCUUGUCAUGGUCACGGAGUACCUGCUCCUCUUCCGGGUCUACGGGCUGCAGAGCCUGCGCGACCUCUUCCCCAACCUCGCCGUCAUCCGUGGCACCAGCCUCUUCUUCAACUAUGCCCUGGUCAUCUUCGAGAUGCCCCACCUCAGGGACGUCGGCCUGCACAGCCUGACCAAUAUCCUGCGGGGCUCGGUGCGCAUCGAACGCAACCAGGAGCUCUGCCAUAUCUCCACCAUCGACUGGGGGCUGCUGCUGCUCGACUCGGUGGAGAACAACUACAUCGUGGGCAACAAGCUGGUGGAGGAGUGUGCCGACGUGUGCCCGGGCAUCCUGGACGUGGAGAAGCCCUGUGUCCAGACCAGUGUCAAUGGGCAGCUGGAGUACCGGUGUUGGACAUCCAGCUUCUGCCAGAAAGUGUGUCCCUGUGGCGAGGGAAUCGCGUGCACCGCCGGCGGGGAGUGCUGCCACCCCGAGUGCCUGGGAGGCUGCAGCCGGCCGUGGGACAGCCGGUCCUGCGUGGCCUGCCGCCGCUUCUACUUCAACGGGCACUGCCUGCCCUCCUGCCCGGCCCGCACCUACCGCUACGAGAGCUGGCGCUGCGUGACGGCCGAGUACUGCGCCAGCCUGCGCAAGGUGUCCGAGAACCCCCGCGAGGCCUCCGAGUUCGUCAUCCACAAGGAGGGGUGCCUGUCCGAGUGCCCCUCGGGGUACACCCGCAACGACAGCAGCAUCUUCUGCCACAAGUGCGAGGGGCUGUGCCCCAAGGAGUGCAAAGUGGGCACCAAGACCAUCGACUCGACCCGCGCGGCGCAGGAGCUGGCUGGCUGCACCUACGUCGAGGGCAACCUGAUCAUUAACAUCCGCAGGGGCUCCAACCUGGCCUCGGAGCUGCAAAGCAGCUUAGGACUCAUUGAGACCAUCACGGGCUUCCUGAAGAUCAAGCACUCCUUCGCCCUCGUCUCCUUGUCCUUCUUCAAGAACCUCAAGCUCAUCCGGGGAGACUCCAUGGUGGACGGGAAUUACACCCUCUACGUCCUGGACAACCAGAAUUUGCAGCAGCUCUGGGACUGGGGCCACCACACGCUCUCCAUCCCCGUGGGGAAGGUGUAUUUCGCCUUCAACCCCAAGCUCUGCCUCUCCGAGAUCUACCGCAUGGAGGAGGUGACGGGCACCAAGGGCCGGCAGAACAAGGCGGAGAUCAACCCCCGCACGAACGGGGACAGGGCCUCCUGCAAGACCCAGACGCUGCGCUUCGUCUCCAACAUCACCGAGUCCGACCGCAUCUUCCUGAAGUGGGAACGCUACCGGCCCCCGGAAUACCGUGACCUGCUCAGCUUCAUCGUCUACUACAAGGAAUCGCCCUUCCAGAACGUGACCGAGUAUGUGGGGCAGGAUGCCUGUGGGGCCAAUAGCUGGAACGUGGUGGAUGUGGAACUGCCGCUGAACAAAGACCAAAAGACGGGGGCCAGUGUGUUUGAAAACCAGUCCCCCACGGUGCCCCGGGACGUCCUCUCCAUGUCCAACUCCUCCUCCCACAUCAUCGUGCGCUGGAAGCCGCCCAGCCAACGCAACGGGAACAUCACCUACUACCUGGUGCUGUGGCAGCAGCUGGCGGAGGACAUGGAGCUCUACGUGAAUGACUAUUGCCACAAAGGUGAGCAGGACGGCGGGCAGCUGCACAUGGAGGGCGAGGCCAUCUCCUUCCAGAAGAAGUUUGAGAACUUCCUCCACAAUUCCAUCAUCAUCCCAAGACCUCCCUGGAAGGUGACAUCUGUCAAAAAGAACCCGCAGAGGUCUCCGAAGAGGCGCAGGGAUAUCUUGGCGGUGACCAGCUCCGGCCACCCCCUCCUCAAUGCCUCCUCUCUGGAGCCCCCAGGGAACUCGGCUCCCCAUAACCGCACGGGCGCCGCCCCCAAAGCCCAGACGGAUUUCCGGAUCUUUGAGGACAAGGUGGUGCGGGACCGGGCGGUCAUCUCCCAGCUGCGCCACUUCACAGAGUACCGCAUCGACAUCCACGCCUGCAACCACGCGGCCCACACCGUGGGCUGCAGCGCCGCCACCUACGUCUUCGCCCGGACCAUGCCCGAGCUGGAAGCGGAUAACAUCCCCGGCAACGUCACCUGGGAGCCGGCCAGCAAGAACAGUGUCCGGCUGCACUGGGAGGAACCCAGGAACCCCAAUGGGCUGAUCCUCAAGUACGAGAUCAAGUACAGCCGGGAGCACGAGGAGGUCACCACAGUGGUGUGUGUCUCUCGCCACCGCUAUGCCAAAUACAGGGGCGUCCACCUCACCCUCCUGCAGCCGGGGAAUUACUCCGCCAAGGUACGGGCCACCUCGCUGUCCGGGAACGGGUCUUGGACGGGACUCAUCAAGUUUUACAUCCUUGGCCCGGCUGAGGAGGAGUCGGGCAGCUUCUACGUGCUGCUGACCAUCAUGCCCAUUGCCCUCAUGGUGCUGAUCGCCGGCCUGGUCGUCUUCAUCUUCUUCUACAAUAAGCGAAGGAACAAUGACGGGUACCCCAGCGGCACUCUGUAUGCCUCAGUCAAUCCGGAAUACUUCAGCACCUCGGACAUGUACAUACCGGAUGAAUGGGAGGUGUCACGGGAUAAGAUCACAGUGACCCGGGAGUUGGGGCAGGGGUCUUUCGGGAUGGUCUAUGAAGGGAUCGCCCAGGACAUCGAGAAAGAGGGCGAAGAGACGAAAGUGGCCUUGAAGACAUUCAAUGAACUGGCCACCAUGAGGGAGCGGAUUGAAUUCCUGAACGAGGCCUCGGUCAUGAAGGCGUUUAAGUGUCACCAUGUGGUCCGUCUCCUCGGCGUGGUGUCCCAGGGCCAGCCGGCCCUGGUCAUUAUGGAGCUGAUGACCCGAGGGGACUUGAAGAGUUACCUCCGCUCUCUCCGACCGGACGCAGAGAACAACCCUGGCCUGCCCCUGCCCUCACUCAAGGAGAUGAUCCAGAUGGCGGGGGAGAUCGCUGACGGCAUGGCCUACCUCAAUGCCAAGAAGUUUGUGCACCGGGACCUCGCCGCCCGCAACUGCAUGGUGUCGGAGGACUUCACGGUGAAGAUCGGAGAUUUUGGCAUGACCAGAGACAUCUACGAGACGGACUAUUACCGGAAAGGCGGCAAGGGGCUGCUUCCCGUCCGCUGGAUGUCCCCAGAAGCCCUGAAGGACGGGAUCUUCAACACCCACUCCGACGUCUGGUCGUUCGGGGUGGUGCUGUGGGAGAUCGCCACGCUGGCCGAGCAGCCCUACCAGGGCAUGUCCAACGAGCAGGUGCUGCGCUUUGUGAUGGACAACGGCGUCCUGGAGAGGCCUGAGAACUGCCCGGACAAACUCCAUGAGCUGAGGAGCUGGUGCUGGCAGCAGAACCCCCGCCAGCGCCCCAGUUUCACCCAGCUGCUGGAGAGCUGCAAGGACGACAUGAACCCCAGCUUCCGCCGCCUCUCCUUCUUCUACAGCGCCGAGAACAAGCGAGAGACGGCCCCCCUCUUGGAGGGGGAGCCCCACUCCGCGCUGGCUGCCCUGCGCUUCCCCCUGGCCGCCAACGGCAGCCCCGGGCCUGCCGUCGCCCCACGGAAAGACCAGAGCUAUGCCCGGAACUGCUGCCACUUGAACGGGGCGCCGGGCCUCUGA
This is a messenger RNA of Pelodiscus sinensis (Chinese soft-shelled turtle), 3883 nucleotides long. NCBI's taxonomy places the organism in Eukaryota, Metazoa, Chordata, Testudines, Trionychidae. The record is from RefSeq and is a predicted model, not a curated record.